AGAGCUCCCUAUUCAGCUAUGCAACACAAUUCUUUAGUUCUAUCCUUCACUUCUCUAAGCAUAAUUUGUUACAAAUCAAAAUGGAGAGCUUAGGGAAGUUGGGGCAAUGGUCUUUUCUAACUGUUGCUUUGGCAAUUUGCUUAGUAGCCAGCACUGUUGUUGCUGAUUACUCUUAUGAGUAUACUUCACCCUCACCUUCUCACAACUCUAACAAGUACUACAAAUCACCAUCUCCUUCCAAGUAUCAUGUGCCUACUCCAUAUUACAAGAAACCUUAUCCAUCACAUUAUUACUACAAGUCACCAGCACCUUCAAAGCACGCUUAUUACAAAUCGCCAUCACCAGCAAAAUAUUACAAGUCACAUGUUCCUUCAAAGCACUACUACAAGUCACCGGUUGCAACAAAGUAUUACUACAAGUUCCCAACUCCUUCAAAGCAUUAUUACAAAUCACCCGUUCCUUCUAAGUAUUACUACAAGUCCCCAUCACCCGCAAAGUACUACAAGUCCCCAUCUCCAACAAAGUACUACAAGUCACCUACUCCAUCAACAAACUAUUACUACAAAUCACCAUCUCCAACAAAAUAUUACAAAUCACCCACUCCAUCUAAAUACUACAAGUCACCUUCACCAACAAAAUAUUACAAGUCACCAGUUUACUACAAGUCACCUCCACCUCCACCAAAAUACUACGAGCAACCACCAACUUAUUACAAUUCUCCACCUCCACCAUACUACCAAGAAUCUACACCUUCCUAUAAAUCUUCUCCACCUCCUCCAAAGACCUAUGAACAAUCACCUACAUACUACUCAUCUCCACCACCACCAUACUACAAAGAAACACCAACCUAUGCCUCCCCGCCGCCACCUGUGAAGUACGAGGAACCUGUCACCUAUGCUUCACCGCCGCCACCUGAGAAGUACGAGGUUCCUCCCACCUAUGCUUCACCUCCACCCCCACCACCAACCUAUUACUAGUAGUCAAAACCAUUUUCUCAAUCAUUUUCCACCACCUUUGGGGUUUUCCAUUUCCUUUUAUGCUUCCUAAAAUUACCGGCUUUGUUUGUUGUGUGUUCUUUUUGUAUUAAUAAUUCGUAAUAUUUAUCUUUGGAGAUUUAAGUAAGAUCCUUGUGGUCUACAUCAAUUUGAUUUAUUGUAUCAAGAUUUUAUUUUGGUGUAAUUUAUCAUGUAUUUUAUUUUGUUUAAUAUUGUAUCAUCUGUGUUUCAUAUUGUAUGUUCUAGUUGACU
Molecule: messenger RNA, 1247 nt
Organism: Solanum lycopersicum (tomato)
Lineage: Eukaryota; Viridiplantae; Streptophyta; Magnoliopsida; Solanales; Solanaceae
Source: RefSeq, a predicted model, not a curated record